Messenger RNA from Cryptomeria japonica (Japanese cedar), 1680 nucleotides. Its product is annotated as G-type lectin S-receptor-like serine/threonine-protein kinase At2g19130. Gene Ontology annotation, molecular function: protein kinase activity; ATP binding. Bases 1 to 1680 code for a protein of 559 amino acids. The transcript has 3 exons. The record is from RefSeq and is a predicted model, not a curated record. Gene Ontology annotation, biological process: protein phosphorylation. Lineage: Eukaryota; Viridiplantae; Streptophyta; Pinopsida; Cupressales; Cupressaceae.
AUGGCACUAACACUUCAGAAAUUUCUGAUUAUAAUUCUCUCGGAGAUUCUUGUUGCUGUCCUUGUUGCUUUGAUUUUUGCAUUUCUAUUCUGGCAGAGGCGUCGGCUAAGACCGACCCAGAGGUGUGCAGCUUCGUUGGAUGCACUGCGUCCGCAAAGGUGGGCCCAAAGGUUCACUCACAACCAGGUGAAGACCGCAACCAGCAAUUUCAGACAUAAGUUGGGGAGCGGCGGAUUCGGCACAGUGUUCAAAGGAACUCUACCAGACAAUGGCAAGGCUAAGAACUGCUCUUUGAAUCCUCAGCCUAAAUCUCAACCCGUGAAGAAGGUUUGGAAGGAGAAGACUUUUAGGGUAGUAUCUAAGGUUGGAGGUAAUGAAAAGGUGGAUCCUAAGAAGUUCUUGCCUAAGGAUAAUGAGGUUGUUUUCGAGAUCUCAAAGUUUUCUCUAGUUGAAGGUGGUUCGACGCUAGACUCUUCCAUCCAUCCUAUGGAGGCUUUAUCCCAGGAGGAGUUGGAUUUUUUGUCCUUUGGUUUCCCUUCUUCUGGUAGUAAGGAUUGUUUGUCUAGUCGGCUCAAUAUGGGGUGUUAUUUGGAAGAUCGAGAUAUUUUAGUUGCUUCUCCUCAUUCAAAGUUGCUUGCUACAGAUUUGUUGUGGGUGGAGGAGCUCCCUCCCCCUCAUUUUGAUUCCUUGGCUAGAAGGAUGGUGGUUAGUGUGAGAAUGGAGAGUUCAAAGCAAUUUGAAAAGCAAUUCCGAGCGGAAAUCAACUCUGUGGGAAUCAUAAAUCAUGCGAAUUUGGUGAGGCUUAGAGGAUUUUGUGCACAAGGAUCGCGAAGGUUACUGGUUUAUGAUUACAUGCCCAACGGCUCUCUAAAUUCUUUUCUUUUCACCAAUAAUUCGAAACACCAAUCGAAGAUACUGGAUUGGAGAACCCGAUUUGAGAUUGCAUUGGGUACUGCAAGAGGAUUACUUUAUCUCCAUGAGCAAUGCAGCGAUCGCAUCAUUCACGGCGAUAUAAAGCCCGAAAACAUUCUGCUAGAUAAGGAUUUUACUCCCAAGUUGGGGGAUUUUGGCUUAGCAAAGCUUGUGGGUAGAGAUUUCAGCAAGGUGGUAACUGCUACGAGGGGAACGAGAGGAUACUUGGCUCCUGAAUGGCUCUCUGGCCUUCCCAUCACUCCCAAGGUUGAUGUCUACAGUUUCGGCAUGACUCUCUUGGAAAUUAUAUCUGGCCAGAGAAAUCUGGACCUAAAUGUGCAAGAAUCAAGUAGGUACUACUUUCCAGCCUGGGUUAAAGAGCAAAUUUGUGAGAGAAACAUGAUAAAUAUUGUGGAUAAAAGGAUUGCAAGUGAUGCAGAUGUGGAAGAGUUGAGAAGAUCUGCCCUGGUAAGUUUGUUAUGCAUUCAAAAUGAUGAGAAGGCCAGACCGAACAUGGCACAAGUGGUGCUGAUGCUUCAAGAAGUUGUGCGUAUGAAAGAGCGCUGGUUCAAGAAUGCAACUUCUACUUUCAUAUUCGCCCUGGCUCCGCCUCCACAGAAUUCGAUAAGUGGGAAUGGACUGACAUUUAUCAUAAUGCCCAAAAAGACACAUAAGGGAGGCCAACAAGAUUCAUACCUUGGUUUGUUCAAUUUCACAAGCUUGGGACAACCUCCAAUCAUCUGUUUGCAGUCGAAUUCGACACAGUAA